Daldinia caldariorum is the source of this 1540-nucleotide messenger RNA. RefSeq lists its product as uncharacterized. The coding region runs from base 294 to 1316 and encodes 340 amino acids. Lineage: Eukaryota; Fungi; Ascomycota; Sordariomycetes; Xylariales; Hypoxylaceae. The record is from RefSeq and is a predicted model, not a curated record. The transcript is spliced from 2 exons.
UCCUAGCACAGGAGUAAUGUUCCGAAAAUGAAUCUAUAUAAAUAUAUGCCUCCUCUACCCCCGUCAGUAGGUUUCUUGAGUUUCUCAAGAAAACAAACUCCUUAACCUAGCUUCUGAAUACUUGGCUUCAUAACAAGACCAUCAUUAGCUUAUCAAUACCUUUCCACAGUAAGAUAUCUUCGCAAAAAUAGUCCCAUCUCUUAAUAUUUUUAUAUCUUACUUCAACCUCUUACUACCUACCUACCCACCUACCUACCUAGGUAUCUUUACAAGGUAGCUAGCUGCUUGACAGAAUGGCAUUCCAAGUCCCACAGCAACCGGCGCAGCCCUUCCGUUUCGGCGGCGGCCUCAACUACGCGUUCAGAUACAGCGCCAACGAUGAUUCCAGGGACGAAGAACUUGGCGUCACCUGGGACGAGUCCGACGAAGCCGUGGCCCAGGCCCGAGCCAGUCGGCAUUAUCUUCCAAAGUUCUGGAAGAUGAUGAUUCACAUCUUUAAGAGAAGCCCUUCGGAUUUGUUCACCUGGGGUCUUCGUAUCGGAGAGGACGAAGACGAGAUCACUAGGGACCUGUGUGAGCUCCUGACGCACGAGCUAUGGAACAAGGACCUGGCGCUCUUCCGGUACUGUCUACAGAAGGCAGUAUACCUCCGCGUCAGAAACCACGUCGAGCCAUUUGGCUUCUUCCGACCAGAGUUCUUGGAGCCCGUGUUGAAAGUGGAGAAGUGCUUGGUGGACGAGGAGCCCAGAGAGCAGGACGUCGCGAUGGCGAACGCGGUUUACGAUGCCUGGGUAACAACCGCGAGCCAGAUGGAGAUAUCGGUCGCGCCGUUCAUGUGGGAGCUGAAGAACAUCAUCAAGGGAACCGAAGUGACCGGCACGGAGGAAGAAGAGAAGUUCUUCGUCCUGGAAAAAGUCGACAUUUUCAACAUGCGCAAAGCCGCGGACUACCUCUGCGACAAGGGGCUGUAUAAAAUGCGGACGGACAUGUACUAUGUCUGCUACAUCCGCACGUGGUCCAACCAAUGGCCGACCCUACAGCCAUACAGCACUGAGAUGCUGGCGGAGUGCGAGAAAGUGGUGAUUCUCAAUAGACGCCGGGCCCGCGCGAUGGGUCGACCGGAUAUUCCGGGUAAUUGUCACGAUGUCUAUACGCGCAUCCCAUACUGGAACAGUGAGAAGUGCGUCGAUAGUCGGUACCGGGAGGCCAUGCAAGAAUAUGGCGAUUUGUGGACUGUUGGCUCCGCGGAGCAAGUCCAGGAACAGCCUGGCCGGCCUGGUAAGGAAGAAGCAGGUGAUGAGAUGGAGACUUUUUGAUGGCCUGUAGGGGAGAUUUAGCUCAUCGUACAUGGAGGAAUUUAUCUACCUACCUUAGAUAGUGAGUUAAUCUUAUCCCGAAUAGUACGGAGACUACACCAAUGGAUUGAUUCGGCACCUGUCUAGUCUUGAGUCAGUUGCAUCACUUGCAUUAGUUGCAGUCUAUGCUGCAUAUAUGUAUCGUAUUGGGACAGGAUCAAUUGAGGGGUUUCCAGCAUAGCUGC